This is a messenger RNA of Prunus armeniaca (apricot), 774 nucleotides long. NCBI's taxonomy places the organism in Eukaryota, Viridiplantae, Streptophyta, Magnoliopsida, Rosales, Rosaceae. The record is from the annotation of a GenBank genome assembly.
AUGGCUUUAAACUACCUUAUGUGGAAUAAAGAUUUGGUCCGAAAAAGUAAGGAUGAGGUGCUUUUAAGGUGCCUCGGAAAGAAAGAAUACAUGAAAGUCAUGGGGGAAACCCAUGAAGGAAUCUGUGGAGCACAUCAAGGAGGGAGAAAAAUGUGCUGGUUAAUUAGAAGAUAUGGCUACUUCUGGCCAACCAUGAUGAAAGAUUGCAUUAACUAUUCCAAAGGAUGUGAAUCUUGUCAAAGCCAUGGGCAAUUAGAGGAUGGGCAAUGGAUCUCAUUGGCAAGAUCUAUCCAGCCAGCAGCCAGCAGCACUGUUUUAUCAUUGUUGCCACAAACUACUUCACUAAGUGGAUUAUACAAAGAUUUGGCAUCCCAGAAUCAAUCACAACUGAUAGAGGAUCCUCUUUCAUAUCUGGAAGGAUUGGAUGCAGGCAGAAUUGACACUCUCAACAAACUCCUGGCGGGAAAACAAGUUGUAUCAAGGGCUUACAACAAAAUAGUUGAAAACAAGAGUUUUGAAGAAGGAGAGAUAGUAUGGAAAGCGGUUCUGCCCUUUGGAACACAUGUGGCUGGUUAUGGAAAAUGGUCACCUACAUGGGAAGGCCCUUUCAUAAUCAACCAGAUCCUUGGAAUGGGGGCAUAUAGGUUGCAGGAUAGGGACGGAGAAAUUCAUACUGCCCCAAUCAAUGGCAAAUGGUUAAAAAAGUUUUAUCCAACCAUGUGGGAUUCACAGGCUGUACAAACAGACCCUGGGAUAGACAUAAGACUACACUGA